Motacilla alba alba is the source of this 2204-nucleotide messenger RNA. RefSeq names its product angiopoietin 1 (gene ANGPT1). The record is from RefSeq and is a predicted model, not a curated record. Bases 395 to 1891 code for a protein of 498 amino acids. Gene Ontology annotation, molecular function: receptor tyrosine kinase binding. The transcript has 9 exons. Gene Ontology annotation, biological process: angiogenesis; Tie signaling pathway. Lineage: Eukaryota; Metazoa; Chordata; Aves; Passeriformes; Motacillidae.
AAAGGCUGCUUGCUUCCAGCUUGGCUUGAAAGUGCAACCUUAAUAAAACUCACUGAAGCCUGAGAGAAAAUAGCAGUUCUGCAGCAGAUAGUGUAGGGGAAAGAGACUGGGAUAUGCAUAUGCAGCUGACUAAAGCAGGCUACAUGCUGGACUGUAACAGAGAGGAAACAAUAAAUCUUAGCUACUAUGCAAUAAAUAUUCCCAAUUUUAACUAAGGAAGCUAUCCUCACAGUAAAAUUUAAAAAAAACCCAAAAAACCAGUUUAUCCAAGCUUGAUUGUUAAAGUGUGCUGCUCUGCUCCUUUUUCCAAAGACUUUGAGGGAAAUUGAGAACAAAUUUAAAGAAAGAGGAAGAAAAAGUUUUUCUUAAAGCAAGAAAGGAAAGUAAUAAUAACAUGUCAGUUUUCUUUUCCUUUGCUUUCCUGGCAGUGAUUCUUGCUCUUGUAGGCUGUACUAGCCAGCGUCGGGGUCCAGAAGGCAGUGGGAGAAGAUUUAACCGGGUUCAGCACGGGCAGUGCACCUAUACUUUCAUUCUGCCAGAACAGGACGGGAACUGUCGUGAAAGCACAACAGACCAGUACAACACAAAUGCUCUUCAGAGAGAUGCUCCUCACGUGGAACAGGAUUUCUCUUCCCAGAAACUGCAACAUCUGGAACAUGUGAUGGAAAAUUACACUCAGUGGCUGCAAAAACUUGAGAACUACAUUGUGGAAAACAUGAAAUCAGAGAUGGUGCAGCUGCAGCAGAAUGCUGUGCAGAACCACACUGCUACCAUGCUCGAGAUAGGGACCAGCCUCCUCAGCCAGACAGCAGAGCAGACAAGAAAACUCACGGAUGUUGAAACCCAGGUGCUAAAUCAAACAUCCAGACUUGAAAUUCAGCUACUGGAAAAUUCCCUGUCAACAUACAAGCUAGAAAAACAGCUGCUACAACAGACACACGAAAUCCUAAAAAUUCAUGAGAAAAAUAGUUUACUUGAGCACAGAAUUCGAGAAAUGGAAGAAAGGCACAAAGAGGAGCUGGCCACUUUGAAGGAGGAAAAAGAGAACCUACAAAGCUUAGUCACACGACAAAGCUACAUAAUCCAGGAACUAGAGAAGCAGUUAAACAAGGCAACAAGCAAUAACAGUGUCCUGCAGAAACAGCAGCUUGAAUUGAUGGAUACAGUUCACACCCUGAUUACCCUCUGCUCCAAGGAAGGAGUUUUACUAAAGAAUGCAAAAAAGGAAGAAGAAAAGCCAUUCAGAGACUGUGCAGAUGUAUACCAGUCCGGUGUUAACAAAAGUGGGGUCUAUACUAUUUAUAUUAACAAUGUGUCAGAUCCUAAAAAGGUCUUUUGUAAUAUGGAAAUUGCUGGAGGAGGAUGGACAGUUAUACAACACCGAGAAGAUGGAAGUCUGGAUUUUCAGAAAAGCUGGAAAGAAUACAAAAUGGGUUUUGGUAGCCCAUCAGGUGAACAUUGGCUGGGAAAUGAAUUUAUCUUUGCAAUAACAAGUCAGAGGCAAUAUUCUCUAAGAAUUGAAUUAAUGGACUGGGAAGGAAACCGGGCAUAUUCACAAUAUGACAGAUUUCACAUAGGAAAUGAAAAACAGAAUUACAGGCUUUAUUUAAAAGGUCACAGUGGAACUGCUGGAAAACAGAGUAGUCUGAUCUUGCAUGGAGCUGAAUUCAGUACAAAAGAUGCUGACAAUGACAACUGCAUGUGUAAAUGUGCUCUCAUGUUGACUGGAGGGUGGUGGUUUGACGCCUGUGGCCCCUCCAAUCUCAAUGGGAUGUUCUACACUGCUGGGCAGAACCACGGGAAGCUCAAUGGCAUCAAAUGGCAUUACUUCAAAGGCCCCAGCUACUCCUUGCGCUCCACCACCAUGAUGAUUCGGCCUUUGGACUUCUGAAGGAGCUCGCGGUGGAUCCCGGGAGAAGCCAGGCUGGCACCGCCCUCGGCAGCAGCACUGGCACAGUCUGAAGGCGAAAGGCGAAGGGCUUCUCGCAAGCAGCCUGUAGGGAUGUAGGGAUGAUGCAAAGCCGCUUCGCUGUCACUCCACAACCUGCAAACACUUCCCCACAGUCACCCCAUGUUUUGAUUACUGCGGGGAGCUUGGUUUAGAAGAAGGUGGCUGAAAUGAUUUUCCAGAGAACUGGAUUUGGCUAUUCUGCACAAACUUGGUGCUUGCCAGUGGAUCUUUUUUUUUUUUUUUUUUUUUUUUU